Knipowitschia caucasica is the source of this 1335-nucleotide messenger RNA. The record is from the annotation of a GenBank genome assembly. Lineage: Eukaryota; Metazoa; Chordata; Actinopteri; Gobiiformes; Gobiidae.
AUGGAUCUGACUAAACCCAACCGACUUCCGCUGAUCCUCCUCCUGUUUGUGAGUCUCUGGAUCCACGCAGCGCGAGGAGUUUGGCCUCUGCCCCAAAGUUACAGCAGCUCCCCGCAGCGCUUCGCUCUUCAGCCCCGAGCCUUUCACUUCACUCACGGAGCUCAGUCUGCGGCUAAAGACGGCUGCUCGGUGCUGGACCAGGCCUUCAGGAGGUACUUCCGCAUCAUCUUCCCUGAUUAUGAUAAAACACAAAGUCCUUAUCGGAGCCCAUUGUACGAGGCGCCUUUUACUUUAGAGGUCAGUGUGGACCAAGCCGACUGUGAAGGAUUCCCAGCUCAAGACUCAUCCGAACGCUACAACCUUACAGUCAUAGCAGGACAUGGCUUUCUCAACGCAGAAUCAGUCUGGGGCGCACUCAGAGGUCUGGAGAGUUUCAGUCAGAUCGUCUAUCAAGAUGCUUCAGGCUCCCGUUACGUCAACAAAACCGACAUCCAGGACUUCCCUCGCUUCCCGUUCCGUGGAAUAUUACUGGACACGUCCCGUCAUUAUUUGCCGUUGCAGGCGAUACUUAAAACUCUGGACGCAAUGGUUUACAGUAAAUUCAACGUGUUUCACUGGCACAUUGUGGAUGACCCGUCCUUCCCGUACCAAAGCCGGACCUUUCCAAACCUGUCCAGUCAGGGAGCGUACCACCCAGAGACCCACAUCUACACUCAGGAGGACGUGCAGAGGGUGAUCUCACACGCUCGGCUUCGCGGCAUCAGAGUUCUCCCUGAGUUCGAUUCUCCGGGUCACACUGCGUCCUGGGGCAAAGGGCAGCCGGGCCUCCUCACCCCCUGCUACAGCGGCACUUCUCCCAACGGACGGUUCGGUCCUGUGGAUCCGUCGGUAAAGUCCACUUUCAGGUUCAUGGCGUCGCUGUUCGCAGAAGUGUCCCGCGUCUUCCCCGACUCCUACAUCCACUUAGGAGGCGAUGAGGUGGACUUCUCCUGCUGGAAGUCAAACCCAGAUGUUCAGGUCUUCAUGAAGAAAAUGGGAUUCGGAACAGACUUUACAAAGUUAGAGGCGUUUUACAUGGAGAGUAUCGUGAACAUGACCACGGCCCUCAACAAAACUGCCAUUGUUUGGCAAGACGUGUUCGAUUAUCAUGAAAAACGCAGCUUCCUCUCUGUGGUGGAGGUGUGGAAACAGCCUUGUUACUUGUGCAAAGUGCGCAGAGCCACAAAGGCUGGACUGCAGGUGAUUCUGGCGGCGCCCUGGUACCUGGACCUGCCGGGCCCCACGCACCACUGGGCCCCCUUCUACAACGUGCGGCCCCUGGACUUUAAGGGUUAG